GUGAUGAUUUUUCCCGAAGGUACUUGUACAAAUCGAUCGUGUCUUAUUACUUUCAAAUCAGGAGCAUUUUAUCCCGGUGUUCCUGUUCAGCCUGUUUGUAUCAGAUAUCCUAAUAAAUUAGACACCGUAACGUGGACUUGGGAAGGUCCUGGAGCAUUAAAGUUAUUGUGGCUUACAUUAACACAAUUGAAUAGCAGUUGUGAAAUAGAGUUCCUCCCCGUUUACAAACCAAGCGAAGCCGAGAAAACAGAUCCUAAGCUUUAUGCAAAUAAUGUACGACGUCUUAUGGCGGAAGCACUACAAAUUCCUGUAUCAGAUUAUACAUAUGAUGAUUGCCGAAUUAUUAGCAAAGCUCAUCAACUACAUAUACCACGGGCAUCUACCAUAGUGGAAGCUCAUAAACUUCGUAACAAACUCGGUUUGGUAUCGGCAAAGAUGGAAGAAGAAUUAGUUCAGAAAAAAACAGAAAGAUUUAACGAAGAAGUUAAUUUACAUGAAUUUGCGCAAAUUCUUAGAAUAGAUGCAAAAGAGUCUGCUACUCAACAACUGUUUCGAAUACAUGAUAGACAAGGAAAUGGUAAAAUAGAUUUGGAAGAAUAUUUAUUCACGGUACUAGCCACGACAAAUGCAAAUUCGGAGCUAGACAAAGUUGAAACAGCAUUUGAAGUAUGUGGCAUAAAAUCAUUAUCGUGUAUUAAUAAAAUGGAAUUAAGAAAAGCUUUAAAACUUUCGCUAAAUGUACCAGUGGAAGAAUCUGAUAAAAUUUUUCAGAAUGCAAAAAUUGAUUUUGCCGAUACGACAGUAAAUUUUGAAUUCGUUUUAGCCGCACUAGCAGCAAGAACAGAAUAUUCUCAUAUAUUCGCUGGAAAUCCUGAAACGAGAAAAAAAACUAUUUGAGAGUAUUUCAUCAACUCGUUCCAUGUUCAUCGAAGAUACAGGACGCGUCGUCCUGUUUGUGGCAGAUCGCUUCUUAAUCAGAUAUGUGCUAGUCCUGUGUAAAUUUGUUCCAUUCUUGCUGAUAUUACUAUCCUUUCAACGACUACUAGAUAGCCAUUCAUUAUUUAUUAUAUUAUAAUAUGUAUUAUAAUAUGUAUUAUAAUAUCGUUGACAAAGCAAGAAAUGUUGUCUUCGUGAAAAGGAAAUCAUAUAUGGAACGAGAAUCUAUAGAGAUUAUUAGAAUCGUACUGAGCGAAUAUUAAAUAGAAAAGCUUUUCGUACGAAUAAAGUCAAUUUUUAAAAGGAGAGCAAAUAUCCAGAAUAAAAAA
Molecule: messenger RNA, 1265 nt
Organism: Apis florea (little honeybee)
Lineage: Eukaryota; Metazoa; Arthropoda; Insecta; Hymenoptera; Apidae
Gene: LPCAT
Product: lysophosphatidylcholine acyltransferase
Cellular component (GO): endoplasmic reticulum
Molecular function (GO): calcium ion binding; lysophosphatidic acid acyltransferase activity
Source: RefSeq, a predicted model, not a curated record